AUGGAUCCACUCGCCAACAUGCUGAGCGGGAUAGUACUUCGCGAAAAUACCUGCUCAGACAACGAGCAGAUUGCCGAAUCGAGGCCUUAUAACCUCCCAGACAAACUUUGCGGCCAACCCACUCCAGAGGUGCUGGCGAUAACUGUCGGCUUUAUACGCGACGGUCGCGGUGAGUUUGCAUGGGAUCUCUUUUCGAGAUUUAUGUAUGUUAUUUGUGGAGAGCCCACAGGAUACCCCGAGAACCUCCCGCCUGUCGACUCGUUUCCGUUGUUGACUGUGUGGCAUCCGUCGCACCUUCCUGGGGGAUCCAAAGUGCACUUCUACAUUGGCUCCAACGAUGUGCAAGCGUCAACAGUUCGUCUCGCCGCUGCUAUGUUCCUCUUCACGAGGGAACACCUGCACCUGGCACUUCCCGAGCCUGAAGGAACUUUGGCGUCCAACACCGAUUCCAUGUUCAAUAAUGGCAUGAACAACCUUAUCAAUGCCAUCCAUGUUACUUACAACGGAGAUCACUUUAUGACUGGCACCAUAUUCUGUUCCGACCGUCUCAAGACCUGGGAAGAGGGUUUACUUUCUCCCCGCCAACAACACCAAUCUCCCAGCGCCUUUCGGUACGAAGGAAACGGGGUCCUGUGCAACGAAGCCUUCCUUAGAUAUGCGACCUAUACGACCGACAUUUACGUUCAAGAGACCGUGCAGUCUGCCUGGUCUUACUUUGUCGAGCGCAUCGCUGGUGAGGGCGCUUCAUAG
This is a messenger RNA of Coniophora puteana RWD-64-598 SS2, 750 nucleotides long. RefSeq lists its product as uncharacterized. NCBI's taxonomy places the organism in Eukaryota, Fungi, Basidiomycota, Agaricomycetes, Boletales, Coniophoraceae. The coding region runs from base 1 to 750 and encodes 249 amino acids. The transcript has 4 exons. The record is from RefSeq and is a predicted model, not a curated record.